Clonostachys rhizophaga is the source of this 600-nucleotide messenger RNA. NCBI's taxonomy places the organism in Eukaryota, Fungi, Ascomycota, Sordariomycetes, Hypocreales, Bionectriaceae. The record is from the annotation of a GenBank genome assembly.
AUGGCUGAAAAUCCCCAACGUCGCCCUUUCAAGGGAUCCUGCCACUGCGGUGCCACUCGCUAUGUCGCCUUCCUGACCUUUCCCCACAACCCGCCCCAGACUCGCAAACACGGGGAGCAGUCGUUCUACCGGUGCAACUGCAGCAUUUGCCACAAGUCAGGAUUCCUCCAUGCUCGCCUGAACUCCUCCCCGGAUGACUUCCUCCUGCUCUCCCCUUUGGAUCCCUUCCAGGACAUGGGAGACUACCAAUGCGAUGAGAAGCUCCUCCAUUUCUUCUACUGCCGCGUGUGCGCCACACGAUGCUUCAUCUUCAUGGGCGAGGGCGAGCUCAUAGAUGUCGACUUGGCCGAGCUCGGGCUUGGAGAGACGGGCAUUGUGAAAGCAUGGCGACCGAAGAAAGACGGUUGGCAGGAGGGUAAAUUGAAACAUGGAUGUUACCUGAGCGUCAAUGCAACUUCUCUGGAACCCGGGCAGGAAGGAUUCGACCUGAGAGAUUGGACAGAGAAAAAAUGGACUGCAUAUCUAGAUGUCCUGAGGGCCGGCAAACCUGGUGCGGGUCUUCCUAAUUAUGAGCGACCUCAUCCGGGAGGUUCGUACUAG